GCUCUGUACCAGCUGUACUUUGAUCCCGACAUGGAGCGUAAGAACGUGGCUCAGAAGUGGCUGACCCAGACCCAGGCCUCGGCUCAGGCCUGGCAGUUCUGCUGGCUCCUGCUCAGGCCAGACAAGAUCCCAGAGGUUCAGUUUUUUGGUGCCAGCACCCUCCACAUCAAGAUCUCUCAUCACUGGAGUGACCUUCCCUCAGAGCAGCACGACAACCUCAGGAUGCAGCUUCUGGCUCAUAUCUUACACUUCUCCUCGGGGCCCAAAAUGGUGCUGACUCGUCUUUGUGUGGCCUUGGCCUCCAUGGCUCUUAACCUGAUCCCUCAGGCCUGGUCUCAGCCGGUGGCAGACAUGGUGAGGGCUUUCCAACCGCAGAAACCUGACCCUGAAGAUGGCUCCGACGCAAAGACUUCCCAGGACCCCCAGGCGCACUGUCUGGCCCUGCUGGAGCUCCUCACCGUGCUUCCAGAGGAGUUCCAGAGCAGCCGGUUGGCCCGGGACCGCCGCGCCCAGCUGAGAGACGCUCUGAUCGGGGAGUGGGCCGUGGUGUGCACUGUGCUACAGCAGCUCCUGCAGAGCCAAGACUCCUCCUGUCAGGUGAAGGAGAAGGUGCUCCGCUGCCUGUCCAGCUGGGUGAGCCUGGAUGUCCCAUUAGGGGAAAGCCAGGAACUGGUCCAGGACUGUUUCUCUGAGCUGUCCAACUCAGAGCUGUUUGAUACAGCAGUAGAGACUAUAGUGAACGCCAUCUCACAGCCGGACUGCCAGAGGUACACCAACGCUCUGCUGAGCCUGAUGCCUCUGGUGCUGGGGCUCUUCGACCAGCUGAAGACAGCUGUUGAGGACCGGGACAUGGAAACCUCUCAUGGAAUCUGUCGUAUUGCUGUUGCUUUGGGAGAAACACACUGCAGGGUUCUGCUGGAACAUUUGGACCACUGGCGAGAUUACCUGGCUCUGGUUAACAUGAUUCUGUUCUGUACGGGCAUCCCAGGACACUACCCAGUUAAUGAGACCACCAGCUCCCUCACACUCACCUUCUGGUACACGCUGCAGGAUGAUAUUUUGUCAUUUGAGGAAGACAAGCAGGCCGUUUACCUGCAGGUCUACAGGCCUGUUUACUUCCAGCUGGUAGACGUGUUGCUACAUAAAUCCCACUAUCCCUCUGAGGAGGAGUACGCCUCCUGGUCCUCUGAUGACAAGGAGCAGUUUCGUAUUUACAGGGUGGAUAUCUCUGACACGCUGAUGUAUGUGUAUGAAAUGUUGGGAGCAGAGCUGCUCAGUAAUCUUUACGACAAGCUGGGCAGACACCUGAUGAACCCCCAACAGUCUGCAGUGUGGCAGGACACUGAGGCUCUAUUGUUUGGUUUCCAGUCCAUAGCUGAGACUAUCGACGUGAACUACUCUGAUGUUAUUCCUGGUCUUAUUGGUUUGAUCCCCAGAAUCAACAUCAGUAAUGUGAUGCUGGCUGACACAGUCAUGUACACCAUUGGGUCUCUGGCGGAGUGGUUGGCUGACCACCCGGUCAUGUUGGGAGGCAUCUUACCCAUGGUGCUGCGGGGCCUGGGGAAGGCUGAGCUGUCUGUGUCCAGUAUCUCCACACUGAAGAGGAUCUGCAGGGAGUGCAGGCACGACAUCGGCCCCUACGCUCAGGACAUCCUUACUGUGUCGCAGGAUGUGCUGGUAAAGGAUGUUCAUAAGAGCAGCCAGUGCAUGUGGCUCAUGCAGGCCCUGGGUUUCCUGCUGUCUGCUCUGCCAACAGAGGAGGUUUUAGGCAGACUGCACCUUCUCAUCACCCCUCACAUCCAGCAGCUGGACGCUCAGGCCCAUGAAGAGCCCAAUGCCACUAACAAACAGAGCAUCAUCCACAUCCUGGGCCUAUUGUCCAGCCUCUUCAGCACUCUGGACAUGAACAGAUGUGCAGACAGCUCAGAGGGAGCAGCCAGACUCACACCCUCACAGGAUGCACAAAACCCAGUUGUGAUUGUUCUGCAGCAGGUGUUCUCUUUGAUUCAGACCAUCCUCAGUAAAUGGCUCCAUGACUCAGAGGUGGUCGAGGCAGUGUGUGCCGUAUUUGAUAAAUCGGUCCGAACCCUCCUGUAUGAUUUCGGGCCGAUGGUGGCUCAGCUGAGCAAGAUGUUGGGACAGAUCUACAGCAGCUUCCCACAGGCCUCCGCCCUGGACCUGACGAGUCAGUUGGUUCACAUUUUUGCUGAAGAGGAACAUCACAUGUUGAACAUCCGAAGCCUCGUUAUAGUCCUGACAUCAACCACUUUUUCUAUUUUUCAACAAGGUCCGAGGGAACAUCCUGAUAUCGCAGAAUCCUUUCUGCAUCUUCAUGCUCAGAUUCUGAAAAGGAGUUCUGAUUUGUACCAGUUUGACCAGUUAGAUGUGAAAACACUGUUUUACUGUG
Molecule: messenger RNA, 2407 nt
Organism: Austrofundulus limnaeus
Lineage: Eukaryota; Metazoa; Chordata; Actinopteri; Cyprinodontiformes; Rivulidae
Product: importin-13
Biological process (GO): protein import into nucleus
Cellular component (GO): cytoplasm
Molecular function (GO): small GTPase binding
Source: RefSeq, a predicted model, not a curated record